This is a messenger RNA of Micropterus salmoides (largemouth bass), 1808 nucleotides long. Its product is annotated as endonuclease domain-containing 1 protein-like. The coding region runs from base 4 to 981 and encodes 325 amino acids. The transcript is spliced from 2 exons. The record is from RefSeq and is a predicted model, not a curated record. Gene Ontology annotation, molecular function: metal ion binding; hydrolase activity; nucleic acid binding. Lineage: Eukaryota; Metazoa; Chordata; Actinopteri; Centrarchiformes; Centrarchidae.
UUGAUGGUUGUUUUUCUCCCUUAUGACCUAAAGACACACAGUUUGACGAUGACGUCUAUGAAGAUGUGGUAUCUCUUGUUCCUCGCUGCCUUCCUGCCCAUUGUUCCCACAGUGGCUGAAGUUGUUGAGUCGGUGUCUGAGUGUGACCAGUUUCUCCUUGAAGCAAAGCCACCACAGGUCCCAGGCAUCUUGGAGGGCGGGAAAAUUACGGACCAGAAUCGAUACAAACCCAUAUGCCAGACUUUGGAAGACGAGAGAAAGUUUCUGACGCUCUACGACACCAAGAACAGGAUCCCAGUGUUUUCUGCUUUAAAGUACAGAGGGGAAGGAGAAGGAAAGACCUCAAACGAGUGGAUGAUAGAGCCACAGCUUGAGAAUGAAGAAGACAAGAACAAGAACAUGGUGGAUGUAGAAAGAGACAGGACCUACAACAACCAGGCUGGGGACAAUGAUUACAAAGACCAAAAAGGGUUUACCAGGGGCCAUUUAAUUGCAAGCUCUUAUGGGUUCCAGAUAUCUGGCAAAAUGUCCACCUACACCCUGACCAACAUUGUUCCACAACAAAAAACAUUCAACAAGGGAAGCUGGUCCAAAAUGGAGAAGUGCGUCAAAUGUAUUAUAGACCGGCACUGUACCAACAAUGGUGUUACUGAAGCCUAUGUGGUAACUGGAGCACAACCCAACAACAACAACAAACAACUCAAUAACAGGGUUAAUAUUCCUGACACGCUCUGGUCAGCAUUCUGCUGCUUUGACUCCAAAAAGAAGAAAUGGAUCGCAAACGCACACUGGGGCAACAAUGAUCCAGAAAUUUUAUCUGAAAAGAAAACUCUGCCAACUAAGACUCUGGGAGAGCUCAAACAACAACUGGGGAUAGAUGUGUUUCGUGAAACACAGUGUCCUGAGACUGUGUUCUUCACAAACGUUGACAACUGCCCAUGCCCCCGCUCUGCUUCAACCACUUCGUCCCGUCACAAUUAAAAUCUUCCCCUUUCACACCCACAUCUGGCCAUCUCACCAUGAUAUUUUCCCCUCUCACUAAACAUCUGGUCCAUUAUAUCUAGCCCCACCACAUCUACAUCUGCCUCUGUACUACAUCUGUGAGUACAGAUGUGUCGGUGUGGUUCUACCUGUAUGAGGAAGAAAAAUACAACUCUGGUGACAAAUUGGGACAUUCACACAAAGUCUUUAAUCUGCGAUUAUUCAUUAUGUUUAAUUACUGAAGCUUUAAAAAUGAAUCAAAAACAUGUACACAUGUAUAAAAUGAACUAAUCUAUAUUUUGCAUCACCUUAACUAUAAAAAUGAUUCAAUGCAGAAUUAAAAACCUGAAAAUUAUUAUACAUAUUAUGUUUUUUACAUUUUACUGUACUUUACUUUUUGUUUAAUUUCAUUUUUUCUUUAUUGUGAAUUAAACUGAGCUUUCAACAUCUCAUUUCUUGAAUUUCUUGUAUAAAGAGAAGUACAAAAUACAAAAUACUGCUUUUUUAAACAUGUCCCUGUUGGUCUCCAGAUAAUUGCUGAACCAUACACAGCAUGUCAAGCUGUGCAGUGUGAAUCAGUGUAAACUGGCUACAGCCUAUUUAUCCUUCAUUGAUCUCUUUUGAAUAUAAUACAUUAAGACUUUGUCACAAGCUGUGACGGGCUGUGAUGGGCUGAAGCGGUUGGGUGUGAAUGGACCACCUUAUAUAAACAGGGGUUGUGAACAUGUGCCUCGUGUUAGUGUUGCUAUAAGUUUGAUGCGUUAUUUUUCUUUUGUUAUUUUGGAUUGAAUUAUCCAUGUACUGCCGACCAUGGUCAAUAAAAUAAU